GUUGAGUGGCAGAAAGACAGGACUCGCUUAUUUAUUAUCACUGGUGUAUCUUUUCUGUCGAAACAGAAUAAAGUUCCAGUUCUCUUUGCAAAUUAGCUGAUGAUUAAAAUUCUCAGGGGCCACAUUAUCCACCAGUUCAGAGGGCCCCCCAGUUCCUGGAGCAGAGUGGCAUCUGGCAGGCACCGUGAGCCCUGGGACAAACUUGGCAAGGAGUGGCUCCUGUUGACCCGCAAAUCCUGGCCAGUUGAAAGCUGAAGACUUGGAGUCCUUGCUGACUUGGGACUCUGCCCUCUCUUGCUUGUGGUGGGGCCGAAGUUCCCUGUGGGAGGCUGAUUCUGCAAUUUGGAUCCUGAGGAAAGAAAUAACUACAGGCUUGCAGGCUGAAAGAAGCAGAACACCUUUUCUAUGUCCUAGGCGCAAGAACAAGGUAGGACCUACAACAUGAGGCUGUGGCUGAGAGGCCUGGGCCUCCAGGUGCUGAGGAGCUUCCAGAAAUUCUGUGGAGUCCACACGCAGGUGCCACCUCUUCCAGUCCCUCAGAAGAUUCUGGACAGCUGGGAAGCCAUCAGCUUGGGGAGGCAGCCGGUGCCUGAGUACUUCAACUUUGCCCAUGACGUGCUCGACAUGUGGACUCAGCUGGAAAAGACCGGGCAACGGCCCUCAUGUCCUGCAUUCUGGUGGGUGGAUGGCAAAGGAGCAGAGGUCAAGUGGAGCUUUGAGGAGCUGGGGAAGCAGUCCAGGAAAGCGGCCAAUGUUCUGGGGGACGCUUGCAGCCUGCAGCCUGGGGACAGAAUGAUGCUGGUGCUCCCACGACUCCCGGAAUGGUGGCUGGUCAGUGUGGCCUGCAUGCGCACAGGGGUUGUCAUGAUUCCGGGUGUCUCCCAGCUGACAGAGAAGGACCUCAAGUACCGGUUGCAGGUGUCCAGGGCCAAGUCCAUUAUCACCAGUGACUCUCUCGCUCCGCACGUGGAUGCCAUCAGCUCCGAAUGCCCCACCCUACAGACCAAGCUAUUGGUGUCAGACACCAGUCGCCCAGGCUGGUUGAACUUCAGGGAACUGCUGCAAGAGGCAUCUACAAAGCACAGCUGUGUGAGGACCAAGAGUCAGGACGCACUGGCCAUCUACUUCACCAGUGGGACGACUGGAGCCCCCAAGAUGGUGGAGCACUCUCAUUGCAGCUAUGGACUGGGCUUUGUGGCCAGUGGAAGUCGGUGGAUGGGCUUGACUGGAUCAGAUAUCUUCUGGAACACAACUGACACUGGCUGGGUGAAGGCAGCCUGGAGUCUGUUCCCUACCUGGGGUAUUGGAUCUUGUCUUUUUGUGCAUGAGAUGCCCCGAGUUGACACCAAACUUAUCCUGAACACCCUCUCCAGGUUCCCGAUAACCAACCUCUGCUGCGUCCCAACCAUCUUCCGGCUGCUUGUUCAGGAGGAUCUGACCAAGUACCAGUUCCAGAGCCUGAGGCACUGUUUGACGGGGGGAGAGGCCCUCAACCCUGAUGUGCGAGAUAAGUGGAAGAGCCAGACCGGUCUGGAGCUCCAUGAAGGCUACGGGCAGUCAGAAACGGUUACAAUCUGUGCCAACGCAAGAGGCACAAAGAUCAAGUCUGGUUCCAUGGGCCGAGCAUCCCCACCUUACGAUGUGCAGAUUGUGGAUGAUGAGGGCAACGUCCUGCCUCCAGGAGAAGAGGGGAACAUUGGUGUCCGCAUCAGACCCACCCGGCCCUUCUGUUUCUUCAAUUGCUAUUUGGACAAUCCUGAGAAGACAGCUGCAUCCGAACAAGGAGACUUUUACAUCACAGGGGACCGAGGCCGCAUGGACGCAGAUGGUUACUUUUGGUUCUUGGGAAGAAAUGAUGAUGUGAUCAACUCCUCAAGCUACCGCAUUGGACCUGUUGAAGUGGAGAGUGCCCUUGCCGAACACCCUGCUGUCCUUGAGUGUGCUGUGGUCAGCAGCCCAGACCCCAUCCGGGGGGAGGUGGUGAAGGCAUUCAUAGUCCUCACUCCAGCCUACUCAUCCCAUGACCCAGAGGCACUGACCCGGGAACUCCAGGAGCAUGUAAAGAAGGUGACUGCUCCAUACAAGUACCCUAGGAAGGUGGCUUUUGUUUCAGAACUGCCGAAGACGGUUUCUGGAAAGAUCCAAAGGAGUAAACUGAGAAACCAAGAGUGGGGAAGAUGAUGUGCAACCCCAGGUCCUUAGCCCUCUGGAUGUUCCAGGAAGUGGUGGAAUCACUGGUCAGCCCCUGCUCAGAACAGUGACCCCUCAAUCCCAUAGCCGUCAAGAUGCUCAGCUUCUAAGUGGGCAUCUCCAGGAUCACUGCAGGAUCCUGGAGGAGAAAGGAAGAGAGCACCACUGACCCAGAGCACACAGCCACGGCCCAGUCUGGCAAAUGCUCAGUGGCUCAACUUGCCCUGCUGACUGGAGGCAUCCCCUGCAUCUACCCCUUGGUCUUACUAAGAGCCCCAGCUGCCUGGAGCAAUAACGGGUCAGCAUAGCCUUCAUUAUUUGUGUAUCAUCCCUCAUGUGGGAGCAUAAAGAUUUAACCUUUUGGAUGAAGCCAUUUGGUAACAGCAUCCAGGCCAUAAAAGUGGCCAUCCCCUUUAACUUAGAAAUUCCAACUCUGGAAGGCUGAGGCAGGAGGACUGCAAGUUCAAGCCUUGGCCCGCUUAAAGAUUUAGCGUGACCCUGUCUCA
Molecule: messenger RNA, 2696 nt
Organism: Chinchilla lanigera (long-tailed chinchilla)
Lineage: Eukaryota; Metazoa; Chordata; Mammalia; Rodentia; Chinchillidae
Gene: Acsm5
Product: acyl-CoA synthetase medium-chain family member 5
Exons: 14
Coding region: 442-2181 (579 amino acids)
Biological process (GO): fatty acid biosynthetic process; acyl-CoA metabolic process
Cellular component (GO): mitochondrial matrix
Molecular function (GO): fatty acid ligase activity; fatty-acyl-CoA synthase activity
Source: RefSeq, a predicted model, not a curated record